This is a messenger RNA of Exophiala viscosa, 1644 nucleotides long. RefSeq names its product organic solute transporter Ostalpha-domain-containing protein. Gene Ontology annotation, molecular function: transporter activity. The record is from RefSeq and is a predicted model, not a curated record. Lineage: Eukaryota; Fungi; Ascomycota; Eurotiomycetes; Chaetothyriales; Herpotrichiellaceae. Gene Ontology annotation, biological process: transport. The coding region runs from base 1 to 1644 and encodes 547 amino acids. Gene Ontology annotation, cellular component: membrane. The transcript is spliced from 2 exons.
AUGCCUUGGCCGAAAUGCAACAGCACAUUGGAGGACUUGGUGAUCACGGAAGACAAAGUAUGGCAUGGCUAUUCAUUUCACGACAUUGGUCUGGGGGUCGGUUGCAUAUUCACUUUCAUCGCCAUUGUCAUCUCCUUCUUCCUCAUAGGAAUGCACGCGACACAUUACCUCAAACCUUGGGAGCAGAAACACAUCAUUCGCAUCCUCUUCAUGGUCCCAGUCUACGCCGCCGUUUCCCUCCUCUCAUACUACUACUACAAUCACAGCGUAUACUUUGAAGUCAUUCGAGAUUGUUACGAGGCCUUCGCCAUCGCUUCCUUCUUCAGUCUACUUUGCGCAUACAUUGCGCCCGACUUGCAUCAACAGAAGAUCUACUUCAGAACAAUCACACCAAAGAAUUGGAUUUUCCCCAUAAGACAGAUGCAGAGGUGUGCUGGGGGGCCUAACGGAUGGCUGAGGACUCCCCGAAGCGGUCUCACUUGGUUCAACGUAAUCUGGGUUUGCGUUUUCCAAUAUUGUUUCAUAAGGGUGUUCUUCACAAUCGUCGCAGUCGUCACACAAUCCUUCGAUCUGUAUUGUCUAGAGUCGCUCAAGCCAGCAUUCUCGCAUGUUUGGAUCAUGGGAUUCGAAUCAGUCGGUGUUUCGAUUGCGAUGUAUGCCCUGAUCCAAUUCUACUAUCAAAUCAAGGAUGACAUCCGUCAGCACAAGCCCUUGCUGAAGAUCACAGCUGUUAAGCUCGUCAUUUUCCUGAGUUUCUGGCAGACGACAUUGAUAUCUUUUUUGACCAGCUCGGGCGUGAUCACAGCGAACAACAAGGUACAAACACCGGAUAUCAAGGUGGGAAUCCCAGCUCUCCUGCUGUGCAUCGAGAUGGCGUUCUUCGCUGCGUUCCACGUUUGGUCUUUCAGUUGGAAACCUUACACACGCGGCUCGAGAGAAUUGUUGUCUGAGGCGGUGCCUGGAGAGGGCCAACUCCAAUUCCAGGGCGGCUUUAUGGGUGUCAAAGCCAUCUACGAUGCAUUUAAUGCCUGGGAUAUGCUGAAAGCGACAGGUCGCGGAGCAAGAUGGUUGUUUAAGGGUCGCAGGACGCGUAUGGAAGAUGCAAGCUACAACAUGACGAGGAAGAACACGCAGGGAAGCGAGUUUGGCGCCGAAGGUCAGAAACUGUCGAAACUAUCUGUACCAACUCCAUAUACUGGAGCCAACGCUCCACCACCACGUUAUGGUGGUGAAGAAGGUGAUGUCCUGCUCGCCCAUGGCCAGGGUAUGCCCGUUUCACAGUACCCGACGGUCAGAGUCAGUGGAGACAACAGUCCGGACAGCGACAUCGGCGUUGCGAGUUCGAGUUACGACGAUAAAUACAUGUCGCGAUACGAUCAACCUCCGCAGUCGACGUAUCCUCCCUAUCCCACAGAAGGUGGCGCUACUGUGCCGUAUCCGCCUCCGACACAACAGCAACAACACCUACAGACGUAUGAACAGUAUGACAACAGGGCAACAAGGCCGCAAUAUUCGCCGUCUGCAGACCCAACACAACAGCCCUAUGGGCAGUACGACAAUAGGUCGCCUUCGAGGCCACCAUAUCCGUCCUCUGGAGAUCCGAGGUCAGGGCACCAGGAUAGGACGCGGGAAGGGUUUUUGUAG